CCGCCCUCACGCUCUCUCACGCUCCCUCUCGCUCGUACGCGAUAAGCUUCGUAGAUAAAGCUAUCGAUAAGGGGGAUAACGGUUAUCAUUAUUUUUUGAGGUCUUGAGUGAAGCAGUGUUCUGCAAGCGAGAAGAACAUUAGAGAAAGGGGAAGGAUUUAGUAGGUAUUAUUUUAAUAUCGUUGAUAUUUAAGAGAGAGCGAGAGGUGGAAAAAAACAAGAAAAUAUUCGUAGUUAUGGUCGAUCGAUGAGUGAGUAAUAGUGUCGUACCGUAUCCCCUUCGUUCGUGUUCGUUCGUCCGUGUGAGAAAAAAAAGAACAUAAGAACAUCACAAUAAAAGAAAAUAUAAACAGUGUGAUCAUAACCAUGACCAAAAUAACCGUCUUCACAACUUUAUAACAACUGACAGCUUACGCGACACACUUAUAAAAAAGUACACACAAAUAUUCAACGCAAGUGAACAGAGCCACGCAAGGAAUAGAACGAGUGAAGAACAAUACAUAUAUAUAAAAGCAACAGCGAUGGAAUCUUACAGUUCGCCCGCAGUUGUCUAUCGAAGCUCUUCACUCUGAUUGGCAAACUGCUUGAGAAUGUGGACCGUGCAUGUGCUUGCCUUGUCUGCGCUGUUGACCUCGGUGUCAGGUCAGCUGGGAGACCGACCUUUGACCUCCGAGGGAUCCAGGUCACGGGUGGACACUAAGAAAGUUGGCUAUGAAGAGGACGACCUCGGCGCGGGAGCCACGUCCUGGAUGGUGGAGGCCGACGUCUUCAGGGUGUGGAGGCCGAGGUACUGGCUCGCCCUCGAGGACACGUUCCUGGGAUGCCUGGCACACAACCGGAUUUAUAAUGGCACCGUCAUGCACGUCAAUCUGACCGAGAUAGGCAAGUUGAACAACGGUCAAGAUCGGGACCAAGCUUGCUAUCAGCUGUGCCAAAACAAGAUGGCGUUCGCGGGUUUUAUUGCGGUUAGUUACGGAGUCGGCGGGUUGAUGGACCGCUGCGGUUGCCACUACGAGUAUGACCUGGAUUUUAUGUUUGAGGAGGACGACGGGACCUGCGACGGCAGCAUGUCCCACUCGCGGAUCUACUGCGGCCCCGGGAACAUCGAGUGCUUCAGUCGAGCGGGAGGACUCGGAGGGGGAACACCUACGUGGCUCCUCUCCCUCGCUCUCUUGAUCUCGAGCGCCCACUUUUUCGGCUUUUCAAGAUGAUGGUGAAAUCUACGCCCAUACGGAGCAGGGAUUCAAGGGUAGCUCUGAUGAGAACAAGGAAUAAAUAAAAAAUUCAGACUUUACGUAAACUUAUAUAAAUGAAUAUGCAGAUACCCAGUUAAGUGUGUGUGU
Penaeus indicus is the source of this 1342-nucleotide messenger RNA. RefSeq lists its product as uncharacterized. The coding region runs from base 590 to 1210 and encodes 206 amino acids. The record is from RefSeq and is a predicted model, not a curated record. Lineage: Eukaryota; Metazoa; Arthropoda; Malacostraca; Decapoda; Penaeidae. The transcript has 5 exons.